UCUGAGGCUCAGCUGCAAAUAGAAGCAGUUUCUGUGUUAAUAAAUAGGAUCAAAAUGCUCCACCUUUUCCCUCUUAACAUCAGAAAAACUCAAAAACCAGAAUUCUAAUGGCGGAGACGGGAGACCCCGCUAUGUCUUCCAAAAGCUACGAAUGAAUGAUAGUCUCUCUGCAUGGUGGAAUUCGCGUCGGAUUCACGAAGUUGAGGAAGGAUUCGAGAGGGGGGAGGGGUAAGGGUUUUACGAGUCCACGUCUGAUUCUAUUCUGACGUGCUGGAGGUCGAUAAUGGAAGGCUUGCGUGCGAUUUCGUAGCUCAAAAUCUACGUCUACUUGCUGUGAUUUGAAGAUAAGCUUCUGGAUUCCGCUCGAAGCUGAAGCUAAUCCAUCUAUCUUUCUGAAGUCGUCGGAGCUCUUCUCGAUUUAUAGGUUCCUUGGAAGUUGGAACUGACUACAUGCAGCAGGGGCACCACAGCUGGUCCUAGAGAACUACUGUAUUUUCAGGUUUCAGAUCAAUAUUGGCUUACAUUCUGCAACAGACCAACAACUCUAGCAGUCUAGCCCACUAGAGCUUCUGUUCUUCAGCCAGCUCUUGGAUCAACCAUGAAUGCGUUGGCGGCCACCAAUAGAAAUUUUAAGCUGGCAGCCAGGCUUCUGGGAUUGGACUCGAAACUCGAGAAGAGUUUACUAAUUCCCUUCAGAGAGAUCAAGGUUGAAUGCACCAUCCCCAAAGAUGAUGGCACAUUGGCUUCUUUUGUUGGGUUCAGGGUUCAGCAUGAUAAUGCAAGAGGCCCCAUGAAAGGAGGAAUUAGAUACCACCCAGAGGUUGAUCCAGAUGAGGUGAAUGCUCUAGCACAGCUAAUGACAUGGAAGACAGCAGUAGCAAAUAUUCCAUAUGGUGGUGCUAAAGGGGGAAUAGGAUGUGAUCCAGGGAAACUAAGCAUAUCUGAGCUAGAGAGACUCACUAGAGUUUUCACUCAAAAAAUCCAUGAUCUAAUUGGAGUCCAUACGGAUGUUCCAGCACCUGAUAUGGGAACAAAUGCACAGACAAUGGCAUGGAUACUAGAUGAAUAUUCAAAGUUUCAUGGCUAUUCACCUGCAAUUGUGACUGGAAAACCUGUUGAUCUAGGUGGAUCUCUGGGUAGGGAAGCAGCUACAGGAAGAGGAGUACUUUAUGCAACAGAAUCCCUGCUUCAAGAAUAUGGAAAGAGCAUCUCAGAUCAGCGAUUUGUUAUACAGGGGUUUGGUAAUGUAGGCUCCUGGGCUGCUAAACUAAUCAGUGAAAAUGGUGGGAAGAUUGUGGCAGUAAGUGAUAUUACAGGUGCAAUAAAGAAUAGCAAAGGGCUUGAUGUACCAAAACUACUCAAACAUUCUAAAGAACAGCGUGGAAUCAAAGGUUUCGAUGGUGGAGAUCCCAUUGAUCCAAAAUCAAUAUUGGUCGAGGACUGUGACGUACUCAUCCCAGCAGCCCUUGGUGGUGUUAUCAACAGGGAAAACGCAAAUGAAAUCAAAGCCAAGUUCAUUAUAGAGGCAGCUAACCAUCCAACUGACCCAGAGGCUGAUGAGAUUUUAGAAAAGAAAGGUGUUGUAAUUCUUCCAGACAUAUUUGCGAACUCAGGUGGAGUUACUGUGAGUUAUUUCGAGUGGGUUCAGAAUAUCCAAGGAUUUAUGUGGGAAGAGGAAAAAGUGAAUAAUGAGCUUAAGACAUACAUGACCAAGGGCUUCAAGGAUGUGAAGGAGAUGUGCAAAACCCACAACUGUGAUCUCCGCAUGGGUGCCUUCACUCUUGGUGUUAACAGGGUUGCACGAGCAACCGUUCUCAGAGGUUGGGAAGCCUAAGCUGUAAUGAGGAUGAACAUGAUGAGAAUGACAAAGACCUUAAUUUCCUUCCCCUUUUUUCACUUUACCAGAAAAAUAAGGUUCCUUUGCCUGCCAAGAACUUGGCAUGAGCUUCUCUAAUUUUAUAUAUUGCUCUACAGCUGCUUUUGUUUUUCAUUGUUUUUGUCUAACAUUUAUGGUUUGAUUGUCAACUGAGAAUCAAUACAAGUGAUGCCAUCUCUUCUUUGUGGAA
Molecule: messenger RNA, 2066 nt
Organism: Nelumbo nucifera (sacred lotus)
Lineage: Eukaryota; Viridiplantae; Streptophyta; Magnoliopsida; Proteales; Nelumbonaceae
Product: glutamate dehydrogenase 1
Biological process (GO): L-glutamate catabolic process
Cellular component (GO): mitochondrion
Molecular function (GO): L-glutamate dehydrogenase (NAD+) activity
Source: RefSeq, a predicted model, not a curated record